Messenger RNA from Anopheles gambiae (African malaria mosquito), 2460 nucleotides. RefSeq names its product conserved oligomeric Golgi complex subunit 4 (gene Cog4). The transcript has 5 exons. Lineage: Eukaryota; Metazoa; Arthropoda; Insecta; Diptera; Culicidae. The record is from RefSeq and is a predicted model, not a curated record. The coding region runs from base 114 to 2417 and encodes 767 amino acids.
CAUUUCCCCAACUGACACUUUGCCAGCAGGUCACUUUUCCCUUGGCAAAUGUAAACAUUCGCGAGCAGUCCGUAUUAUUUAGCCUAAUUUCGGUUAGUUCCCUAGCGUAAAAAAUGUUAAAAUUAAACGCAUUCAUCGAGGAUAGUGAUAUUAGCACCACGGAAGGCAUAGAAGAAGUAUGCCAACGGAUAACAUCGAAAGAGCAACAAAUCGAUUCCCGGCUGGAGGAGAUUCUGUCGCAACAGUGCCAGCUCGAGGCGAAGAUGCGCAGCAUAGGGGUGGCCCUGAGCGGGCUGAGCGUGGUGUCGGACAAAAGCCGCCAGCUCUCGGACAUGAUCAAUCACACGGCAACACUGGCGGAGAGUGUAAGCGCCAAAGUGCGAAGGCUGGAUGAGGCGCGGAGCCGUGUGUCGGAGUGUCAGCAGCGGGUUCACGAUCUGAUCGAUCUGCAGCUCUGCAGCCAGGGCGUGAUGAGUGCGAUCCGGGAGGAAGACUUUGAGCAGGGCGCCGGGCACGUGAAUCGCUUCCUUUCGAUGGACAAAACGCUGCUCCAGAAGACGGCCGAUGAUGUGAGCGGAUCGAUAACGUCCGUCAGCCAGGCGGUUUCGACGCUCGAGCAGGCGACGGUCCAGAUGCAGCAGAUGGUAAACCAAAAGUUCGACGAAGCGGUCAAGCGCGACGAUCUCGCGUCGGUGGAACGGUUCUUCAAGAUAUUCCCGCUGCUCGGCAUGCACGACGAGGGGCUGGAAAAGUUCAUGACCUACAUCUGCGGCAAGCUGCAGGUGAAGGCGGCCAAGGAGCUGCGCUCCUCGAUGGACAUUGCGAAGGCGGAAAAGCGGGCGGCGGUUGCGUACGCCGACACGCUGACGAUACUGUUGGAGAAUAUUGCGCGCGUGAUCGAGGUCAAUCAGGCGAUUAUAGAGAAUUGCUACGGACCGGGCCGCCUGGUGCAGAUUUGUCGCAUACUGCAGCGGGAGUGCGACGACGAGGUGACCAAGUGUGUGCAGGAGUUUUGCCGCAACCGACAGACGGGCAGAAGGAUUGCACAGAUUAAUGAUUACAUCAAGAAUGCGGGCGGCGGAUCGACGAUGGGACAUUAUCGCAAACCGUCCGGUGGUGGUGGCGGAUCGAUCGAUAAGCUAAAUGCGAAAGAUAUCGAUAGUUUGAUCGGGGAGAUCACGAUCAUGCACUCGAGGGCGGAACUGUACGUGAAGUUUAUCAAGCGAAGAUGUGCUAACGAUUUAGAGAAAAGUUCCCUCCCGGCGGAGGUCAAACAAGAGCGGCUGGCCGAACUGCAAACCCUUCUGCAAAAGUCACGCCUCAACACGCAAAUGCAGGAGCUGCUCAGCACCUACCUUCUGUUCGAGCGCUACUUCAUGGAGGAAAGCGUGCUGAAAGCGAUCGGGCUGGACAAGCUCGAGGAGGGCCAGCAGUGCUCCAGCAUGCUGGACGACGUGUUCUUUAUCGUGCGCAAGUGCAUCCGCCGCUCGAACGGUACGCAGUCGCUCGAUGGCGUCUGUGCGGUGAUUAACAACGCUGCCAGCUGCCUGGAGGAAGACUACAUGAAAGCGCUCAAAGCGCCACUGAAAGCCGGCUACCCGACCGGGUACAUCGAUCUCGCCCAGGCGUACAAUGCAUUCCAAAGUUCGAUCCAGCAGGGCCGGCUGCAGACGAGCGAUUCGGACCAGGCGCGGGGCCGGUUCAUCGCUGCGCUGAACAAUGCCGACAUGUCGACCGAGUUUAUCGAAACGCUCUGGAAGAUGAUGACCGAGGAGACGGAAAUCACGUUCCCGGGCAUGAGCGCACGGGAGAAGGAAAAGCUGGACAGCUGUCUGGGCGGGUUGAAGUCGGUGGGCGAUUCGCUGAAGGCGCUGGUCGAUUUUGGCUUCCAGCAGCUUCGCUCGUCCGCCAUCAAACCGAGGUUACACCCGUGGGUGGAUCAGUUUCUGACGCACAACCACAACCUAACGGAGGAGGAGCUGGCCACCUACGAGGCAAGCGAAACGUUUGUGCAGUUUUUGAUCGUGCAGAUCGAUGGGCUGCUCAACUCGUUCAAGGUGGCUCUGACGCCGCGCAACUAUGACGCGCUGGUCAGUAUUGUAACGACGGAAAUAACGGCGCGAAUGGAGCGGGCGGUAAAGAAAACGACAUUUAAUCGGUUGGGAGGAUUGGUACUGGAUCAGGAAAUUCGUGCCCUUUCCUCGUUUCUGACGGGCGCAACAUCGUGGUCGGUAAGGGACAAGCUGGCAAAGUUGCUGCAGAUGGGGACGAUACUGAACCUGGAGAGUGUUUCCGAGCUGCCGGAGUAUUGGGAAUCGUCGUCGGCCAGCUGGCGGUUAACCGCCAACGAAGCACGCUCCAUUUUGGCACUUAGGAUCGACUUUAAAAUGGAGGAUAUCAAGAAGAUAAAAUUGUAACCGUUAAUAAAAUGCUAGCAAAGCAAUUGUUUUACCACUACAA